This is a messenger RNA of Erigeron canadensis, 1068 nucleotides long. Its product is annotated as protein FAR1-RELATED SEQUENCE 6-like. Lineage: Eukaryota; Viridiplantae; Streptophyta; Magnoliopsida; Asterales; Asteraceae. Gene Ontology annotation, biological process: regulation of DNA-templated transcription. The coding region runs from base 1 to 1068 and encodes 355 amino acids. The record is from RefSeq and is a predicted model, not a curated record. The transcript has 2 exons. Gene Ontology annotation, molecular function: zinc ion binding.
AUGAGUGAUUUCUCGUUGAAGAAUGAUACAUGGUUCAAGUACAUGUUCCAAAUUAGAUCAAAAUGGAUACCUGCUUACUUCACAGACACUCCAAUGUUCGGUCUGAUGAGAACAACCUCAAGGUCAGAAAGCGAAAAUGCUUUUUUUUCAUAUUUCACAAGACAAGGAGCAAAUUUGGUACACUUUAUGAGUGGCUUUGAAUCUGCAAUGUUGAAGCAAAGGUCAACACAGGAGAAGCUGGAUGCUGAUGACAUAAAAAAAAGCCGAACAUUGUGCACCAAACUGAAUAUUGAAAAGCAUGCUUCAAAAAUAUACACAAAAACAGUUUUCGAGAUUGUUCAGAAAGAGAUAGAGGCUUCGCUAUAUGCAUGUUCAGUGGAUCAGAUGACUAUCGAGGGUGAUUGUAAAGUUUAUCUUAUUAACGAAAGAUUAGGGAAGAAAACACUGGACACUGGAAAAAAUGUGAUACAAUACAAGGUACUUUAUAACCGGCAAGAUGGAUCGGUGAUGUGUACUUGUAGACACUACCUUCGUUACGGUCGCCUAUGCCGACAUUGUUUUGUGGGUCUGAACAACAAUAAUGUGGAAGAGAUACCUGCACAAUACAUAAUGAGGCGAUGGACGAAAGGAAUCAUACAACCAGAUUUGAGAUCGAGGAGAAACAGAUUCAAGAAUGCAAAUAUGGGUACUCAAAAGCUGGUUACUGAUGUAACCUCGGUUGUUGAAGAUUGCUUGCAUCUACUUGUUAAUGAUGAAAAAAAGCUCACAGAAUUUCUGGAAAAAAUGAAAGACUUGAAGAAAAAAGUUGAGGAUGAAAUACCGAAACAACCCUCAAAGAAAAAAAAUGACGUUAUAGAAAAAAUGACGGGUGUUCCUAAGCCGGAUACAAAUAGAAUAAAAAACCCACCAGUUAGCUCAUACAAAGGGUGCUUCAGAGACAAAUGUUUGAUGGGUGGAAAAGAAAAGGGGAUUAUAGAAAGUAACAAAAGAAAGACUAAUUGCAGCCUGUGUGGAGGGACAAAUCACAACAUGAGGACUUGUGGACAAAAGAAACAAAAACCGAAUUAG